UAGAAUAUUAAAAAUAUUAUUAUGGUGCGUUCAAGAACCAGGAAACUACCUUUGGUCCGUGAACGCACCAUGGAUUUGUUGGUCCUCCAGCAUCCCACAAUGCACCGCUGCCGCUGCCGUGUCCACGUCGAAGCUGAUAAAGAGGCUGCAGUCGAGCUGGCACUUUCCGGGGGGGUCGCCUGUGUCGCUUGUGUCGCUCGGAGCGGCUGAAAAACGGCUCAAGUCCCGCUGACACCGCUCACACGACCCGCGGAGGACACGGAGGAGCUGCGGGGACAGGCCGGGGCCGGAGCCGCUUAGCUCGGAUUCCUUCAGACAGCUGUUCGCUAGCCGGGCUCGGUCCGCCUGGAAACACUCACCGUGUGUCCGAGGAUUAGAAGUUAACGGCGUCCCGGGGGUCCGCAGACCACACUUUGAGCUUCAUGACCGAGUUGUCCCACCUGGAGUCAAAGCUAGGCUAGCUCGGCCCUCCGCUCUGUUGUUGUUGUUGUUGUCCGUGAACAUGUCAUCGUGGCUGGGUGGACUCGGCUCCGGCCUCGGUCAGUCUCUGGGCCAGGUCGGGGGCAGCCUGUCCUCCUUCACCGGGCAGAUCUCAACCUUCACCAAAGACAUGCUGCUGGAGGGGGUGGAGGAGGUCGGAGAUGCUGCCACACAGUUGCAGGUUUCCAAUUCCAGGUUGGCCGAAGUCGAGGCUGCGUUUGCUUCACAGAAAUCUGAGUAUGACAGAUUAAGAAAGCUCCACGCAGAGCUCGAGGAGAAGCUGGAGGCAUCAGAGAUCCAGAUUAAAGGACAGUCUGCAGAGUACAGAACCCUCCUGCAACAGAAAGAUGUGGAGAUCAGUCACCUGAAAGCUCGUCAGAGCGGACUCCAAGAAGAAGUCCAGAAGCUGCAGCGGUCGGCUCAGUCCGCCUCCGUCGGCCCCGCGCUGCUGCCGGUCACCACCACCUCCUCGACCACUACCUCCUCUUCUGCUUCCUCCUUCCUGUCGCGGCCCUCGGGGUCUCACCAGGGCUUCCACGGAGGCGACGACAUGGACCUCAGCGACGUCAUCUGGUCGCAGCAGGAGAUCAACCGGCUGUCGACAGAAGUCACGCGCCUCGAGGCCGAGGCGGCUCACUGGAGGCGGAUGUCUCAGACAUCAACAGCGGCAGGAGCUGGUAAUGGCGACCAGGGUGAAAUUCUCAAGCUUCAAAGAACUAUUAAGGAUCUGCGAGAGGAGAUGAGUCGUGAGGUGGACGAGCACCAGCACGAACUGGCCGCUCUGCAGGACGUCCAGCGGCAGAAGAUGGCCGACAUCGCGCGGCGACACAGGGACGAGUUGGCAGAGUACGAGGAGAGGAUAGAGGAGCUGGAGGAGCAGAUUCACAGCGGUGGUGGUCAAGCCUCUUCCGCCCCAUCAGAUUCCUCCAAGCUGCCCGAACUCCAGAAGACCGUAAGCCCCCUGCAGGAAGCGGCAGAUCAGCGGGAGAAGCAGCUGGCCGAGCUGUCAGCCAGGCUGGAGGAGGCGCAGAGGAGACAGGCCGAGCUGCAGCUGGAAAAAGACGACGCCCAGGAAGAGAACGCCGGGCUGCUGCAGAACUACACGCGGCUGCAGGCCUCCGUUACCGAGCUUCAGACCCGGGUGCAAGAGCAGGAAGGGAAGGCGCUGCAGAAAGCCCAGCUGGACCACGAGAUCCAAGUGUUGAGAGCAAACCUCGCAGCAUCAGAAAAAGAAAUAGAGAGACUGAAAAGCCUGUCUGAGGCCGAACCAAAGGAAGAAGUUGAGCAUGCGGACAUCUUAGAACUGAACACUAUUAUUGGGACGUUGAGACAAGAAAAGGAAGUCCUGGAACAAGAAAAGUUUGAUCUGCAAGAAAGACUAAAGAUGGCAGAGGAACAAACAGUUAGCAGUGAUGCAGCGCAGCCUGAUGAGUCGGUGGAGUUGGUGGAGGAUCUGAAGACGGAGCUGGAGAGGAGGGAAAAGACCCUGAGAAACUUCGAGGAGGAACGGGACACGCUGAUGUCUGAGCUGGAGGAACUAGACCAGCAAAACCAGGAAGCGACACAGCAUAUGAUCUCAGUGAAGGAGCAGCUGAAGGAGGCCGAGGCGGCACUGACGAGUCUGACUGCAGAGCUGAACACAACCAAAGACAAGAACAUGUCACUGAAGCAAGAGCUGGAGACCCAAAAGGAGAAAAUGAGCCAAAGCGCUUUCACCCUGAAUGAACUGCACAUGGGCAAGCAGCAGUUGGAAGGGACAGCGAAGGAGCUGAGAAACAAACUAGGACACGCACAAGAGCACAACAGAGAGGCACGCAAAGAAAUCACAGAGCUGAAGAAGACUCUGCGGGAGAGAGAGGAGGAGCUGUCUGCCGCCAAAGCGGAGCUAGAUCGGGCAGGGGAUAGAGGAACCGAGGCACAGGGAACCACGGAGAAGCUAGCAGAGAAAGAGAGGGAGGUGUCGGACCUCAGAAGAGAAUUGGAUGAGAUGAGGAGCUCUCAGGAGAAGGUGAAGUCCGAGGAUUAUGAGUUGAAGAUGGAGAACAGACGGUUGAAGGUGGAGAGUGAGCAAGCUCUGGGUAAAGGCGAGGAACUAACCAAGCAGAUGAAGGAGAGCCAAGCGGCCCUGAACAGGACCGUGCGGGAGAAGGAAACACGCAUCGAAGCUCUGAAGCUGGAGAAAAAUCAGCUGGAAAGUGAGCUGAGGCAGGCCGAGAGCACGCUAACGGAACAAUCCAAACAGUACCAGCAGACCAUCGAAGAGCUGACACGAGCCCGCUCUAUGGAUGCCUCCGCUUUACAGAUGGAGCACGAGCGAGCCGUCAAACUCAACCAGGAGAAAGACAUGGAGAUCGCUCAGCUGAAGAGAGACAUGGAGCAGCUGGCGUCCGACCACAGAGACACCAACGAGAUGCUCUCCAUCACGGUUGCGGGGCAGAAGCAGCUGACAGAUUUACUGCAGGAGAAAGACGUUUUCCUGGAGACUUUAAAACAAAACGCUUCCGACUUGCAGGUGGAGCUGGAGAACCGCAUCGCCGUCGUGACAAAGGAGGCGGAUGCUCUCAGACAGGCACUCGAUGAGAAGGAUAAACAGUUGGGGGGUAUGAAGGAGGAGAACAGUCAUUUGAAAGAAGAGAUCGACCGGUUCAGGGAUCAGCAGAGCAGACCUCAAUCUCUGGCUGAGCCCAGGACUUUAGACAUCAUCACAGAGCUGGAGACGGAGAUCACCCAGCUCAAGUCCUCCAGGAAUGGUCUGGAAGAGGAGGUCCAGACUCUGAGGAGAACCAUGGAGGAGCAACAGGCCUCCCUCCUUCUGUCGCAGCAGUCCCUCCAGGCUCAGCAGACUGAGCUUGAGCAAGCUGACGCUCGCCAUCAGCAGACCACGCUUAACUACGACAGACUCAUCCAUGCCAGAGACGAGGAGAUAUCCCGCCUCCAGGAGACGGUGGAUCGGCUCAGUGAGAGUCGGGGUCCUGCCGACUCCCCUACUCUGCAAGGAGACAUCAUCCUGCAGGAGGAGAAGACCCAGACGCUAAAUCAGGAGAACGGCAACGAGAAACACGACCUGUCUAAGGUCGAAAUAGAAAAACUGGUGAGAGGCAUCAAGGAGAAAGAGACUGAGAUCAGCCAGCUGAACGAGAAGAACCUCUCGCUGACCAAGCAGCUGGAUCAGCUGGUGGUGUCUCGUGAUGAAGUGGGCAAACUGUCCCAGAUGAUCCUGCAGAAGGAUCUGGAGAUCCAGGCGCUUCAUGCCAGAGUGUCCAUGGGUGUAGGUGGCGGGCACAGCCAGGAUGUCAUGUUCCUGCAGCAGCAGCUGCAGGCGUACGCCGUGGAGAGAGAGCAAGUGCUCGCGGUGCUUAACGAGAAGACCCGAGAGAACAGCCAGCUCCGCUCCGACUACCACCGUCUCAUGGAUAUACUGGCAGGGAAGGAGGCGGCCCUGCUGAAGCUCCAACAGGAGAACCAACGUCUCUCCAACAUGAGUGAUCCCUCAGGAAGCCAAGAGAUGUUCAAGGAGACCAUCCAGAACUUGUCCCGCAUCAUCAGGGAGAAGGACAUAGAGAUCGACGCGUUGACUCAGAAGUGCCAAACCCUGGUGACCGUCCUGCAGACCUCAGGCGGAGAGUCCGGCGCCGGCUCCGGAGGCGUCAGCAGCAACCAGUUCGAGGAGCUGCUGCAGGAGAGGGACACGCUGAAGCAGCAGGUGAAGAAGAUGGAGGAGUGGAAGCAGCAGGUGAUCACCACGGUGAAGAACAUGCAGCACGAGUCGGCUCAGCUGCAGGAGGAGCUGAUCAAACUACAGGGUCAGGUCUCUGCUGACAGCGACUGCAGCUCCAAGCUGACGGUGGACUACACCCGGCUCAUCCAAAGCUACGAGCUGAAGGAAAGGAGGCUGGGAAGUCUGAGUCAGGAACUGGCUCAGGUCCAGCAGACCAUCACUCAGCUUAGCACCACCAAGGAGGUCCUGAUGGGUAAACUGGACAGUGUAGCACAUACUCCUGAAGGUGUAGUCGCUCAGUCUAGUGCCCCUUCUCUCCAGGCUGAUGCUCCAAGCCACGACACAUCUCCAACAGUAAACAACGAGAAACUGCAGGAAGAACUUGUCCGAUUGCAGACUCAGUUGGCUGAGCGGGAAAACCUGAUCAGGACUAUUCAGGAGAACAACCAACGACUCUCCAACUCAGCGUCUGCCUCCGAGAGUGAGCAGAGAAGUCACGCUGAGGAGAUCCGGCAGCUUAGAGAGAGACUGGACGCCCUGCAGAGGUCCGUGAGGGAGAAAGACCUGCUCAUCAAAACCAAAGGCGACCAGCUGAGUCACAUCAGCGAGGCGCUACGUAACCGCGAGAACGACAACGAGGUGCUGAAGCAGGCCGUGACCAACCUGAAGGAGCGCGCUCUCAUUCUGGAAAUGGACGGGAGGAAGCUGAAGGAGGAGAACGAGCUGGUGGCUGCGCGCUCUCGAGAGAAAGAGUCGGAGUUCAGAGCGCUGCAGGAAACCAACAUGCAGGUUUCCCUCCUGCUGAGAGAGAAGGAGUUUGAACUGAGCGCGGUGAGCGAGAAGGCCGCAACCGUGGAGAAGAUGCUGAAGGACAAAGAUCAGGGUAAGACUGGAGAGCUGAAUCAGCUCCUGAAUGAAAUGAAGUCCAUGCAGGAGAAAGCUGUGAUGUUCCAGCAGGAGAGGGAUCGGGUGAUGAUGGCACUUAAGCAAAAACAAAUGGAGACCACUGCAGUGCAGACUGAGCUUCAGCAUGUGCGGGAUAAAGAACAGCGCCUCAACUUGGAGCUGGAGAGGUUGCGUAAUCACCUCUUGGAGAUUGAGGACUCGUACACGAGGGAAGCGCUCGCAGCGGAGGACAGGGAGACGGAGCUGCGCAGGAGGGUGGCACAGCUGGACAAGAAGCUGGCCACGUCCUCGAGCGCCGUGGAGAAUGCCAGCCAACAGGCCAGCAUGCAGGUGGAGUCUCUGCAGGAGCAGCUGAGCGGAGCGGUGAAGCAGAGGGACGACGCGCUCGCCCACCUCAGGACGUCUCAGGAGCAGGUCAACCAGUAUGCGGUGUCGCUCUCCAACCUGCAGAUGGUGCUAGAGCAGUUCCAACAAGAGGAGAAAGCCAUGUACUCUGCUGAGCUCGAGAGGCACAAGAAGGAGAAGGAGGAGUGGAAAAGGAAAGCUGUGAGGCUGGAAGAUCAAGCAUCGGCCCUUCAGAUCAACCUCGACGAAGCCAACGCCGCCCUCGACUCGGCGUCCCGUCUCACCGAUCAGCUCGAUCUGAAGGAGGAGCAACUCGAAGAGCUGAAAAAACAAGUGGAUGUGAGACAGGAGAUGUUGGAGGAGGCGCAGAAGAAACUGAUGAACCUCCUGAACAGCACAGAGGGGAAGAUAGACAAAGUCCUGAUGCAUAACUUGUUCUUGGGAUACUUCCACACACCUAAAACCAAGCGUGCCGAUGUGCUGAGGCUCAUGGGAAGCGUUCUGGGCCUGAGCAGAGAAGACGUAGAUAAGAUGUUGGACGAGGAUAAUCGGCACGGUGUUAGUGGAUGGGUGUCGAGCUGGCUCGGAGGAAGAGGAGCCCAAAGUGUCCCGAACACUCCCCAGAGGCCGACGAGCGGCCAAGGGCUCAACUCGUCCUUCUCAGAGAUGUUCGUAAAGUUCCUGGAGGUCGAGUCGACCCCCUCACUUCCCGCACCAAAGCUUUCAGUCCGUGACAUCAAGCCUCUGGGCGCCCCGCCUCCGAGAAGAACCAGCAGCGCCGCUUCCAGCACCGCAGCAGGAGCUGCAGCUGCCGGCAAGAGAGCCGGCGACUCCAACCCUUUCCUGGCCCCUCGCUCCGCCGCCGUGCCCCUGCUGGGUGGUUCCGGCUCGGGCAGCUCGGGAGGUCACCUGCUGAUGAAGCCCAUCUCUGAUGCCCUGCCAACCUUCACGCCUGUGCCGGUCUCAGCCGAGGCCAGCGGCGGAGCCGUGCUCAAAGACUUGUUGAAGCAGUGAUCGCUCCCGUAACAAGUGCCAGAUAGACAUCUUAAUUCAACACGAGUUUUACACUACACAGACGAGAUAUUUGAGCAGUUCCGCUAUUUAUUGCUGCUCGUUUCUUUUCUUUUCUUUUUUAAAAUAAACGAGCAGAGAGUUCAUGAAACAUUAAUAUUCCCUUUUUUGGAAGGGGAUGAAGCGCUUUUUCUUUCUAGACUUGCAAUUACUGUUCUAUGCAACAGAGUCUCCCUUUAUGCAUCAGCUCCAGUGUUUCCCCACUCAGCAUUUAUUGUUACAUGUUGAAAAAUGAUCAAUGAAAUGAGUCCACGUGCAAAGAGGGUGCAGGACGAGAGUCUUUUCAGGUCGUGGGUCGCUCAGAGUGAGAGUAACGCACAGAAACUGUCUUAGAUUAAAAGUUAAAUUAGUGCUGAACACGAGUGAGCUCGUACGCUCGACACAUGCAGCUCGACACGCGCGGCCUCCGUUAAUCAUCACCUCCAUUUGCAAAAGGAAACAUGUCCUUUAGCUUCCAUCCUCUUUGACUUGCAUUGAACAGCUUUCCUUGUCUUUUUUUCUUCUCCUUCUUCUUUUCAACAAUGCAGUGAAUUGUUUCUGAUCCAGGACUUGCCUAAAAACUCUGGCAGCAGUAGCCUGCGUAGAGAUUUAUGUGGUUCAGUACAUCUGUUAAAACCAUAAAGACAUUUUUUUGCUAAAUCUUGUCUUUUCCAGGCGGCCAGACUGUGAUAUGCAACCAGCGUAAUUAUGGCUGUGACUGUGGACUGUGGUUGAUCAGAGGCUUGAGACUGCUCUCAUGUUUAAGUACAGUACUAUUAUAUAGUUAUAUAUAUGUAAAUGGGUGGCGUUUGUUUUUCCUAUUUAUGGGCACUGAGGAAGUUUUGGAAGUUAAGUGCCUGCAUUUUUUGCUAAUUAGAUAGUUGUAAAAUCAGGAUUGUAAAUGGUUAAUAUAAAUAUAUAUAUUUACAAAGUGUAAAAACUGCACAUUUAAAAAGUUUUACCUGACCAGAGCUGAGCCAGACGUGGAACUGUGCUGCUCUGCAUUUUUGUAUAGACAUCAAUCAGCCGCUGCAGAAGGAAUGUUACAGGGUCUCUCCAGGUGUGGUGAUAAAAUGUAUAAAAUGUAAAUCCUCACUGUAAAACAUUUUUCUUUUUGUAGACGUGAAAUCAGAAACUCAGAUGUGUCAAAAAGAGAAAAAAAGGAUUCGGAUGACCUUGACCUUGGAUGAUCUUCAGCCGAGGUUACAUACCUGUGACUUAAUUGGAAUCUAAAUCAAAUAAAGGUGACUGCUGACCCUUCA
Molecule: messenger RNA, 7761 nt
Organism: Larimichthys crocea (large yellow croaker)
Lineage: Eukaryota; Metazoa; Chordata; Actinopteri; Sciaenidae
Gene: trip11
Product: thyroid hormone receptor interactor 11
Exons: 21
Coding region: 503-6463 (1986 amino acids)
Biological process (GO): Golgi organization; endoplasmic reticulum to Golgi vesicle-mediated transport
Cellular component (GO): Golgi apparatus
Molecular function (GO): small GTPase binding
Source: RefSeq, a predicted model, not a curated record